Messenger RNA from Caenorhabditis angaria, 690 nucleotides. Lineage: Eukaryota; Metazoa; Nematoda; Chromadorea; Rhabditida; Rhabditidae. The record is from the annotation of a GenBank genome assembly.
UUGGCGAGCCCUUUGCAAACCACAACUAUCGUAACAUUUGGUGCAUCGACCGGGAAACUGUUAGCUUGGCGAGACACAAUGUCGGGAAUGGAGAUUCAAAUCAAGAAUUUGGAAACCAAGUUGGAACAACAGCACAAGGAUCACAGAGAUCAUAUCAACUGGAUAUUUGAAAAUCUACACAAGCAAAAUCGUGAGAUCGCCGAAAUUGGACAAGGAAGGCUGAAGCACGAAUUGUCAAAAAUCUGGGAGGGUUUCUCAAAGAAAAUCGAUAAGCUCAAAUCAGAAUCGAUCAAAGAAAUGGAGACAAUGCGAAACGACAUGCUCGAAAGAAAGAGAAGAAGAGAAGAAGAAGAAGAAGUGCAAGUGGAAACACAAGAACAACUUCAAGUUGAACCAACCAAAAGAUCAAGAACAGAAAAAGAAGUACAACGGAUUCUGUGCACCCCAGCUACAAUUCGAGAAGGAAGAUCGUUGUGUGUCUAUUGUCGCGAGCGCCAUUAUAGCGAUGAGUGUUACGGCAUCGUAGACAUCGAAACCAGAAAAGAAAUCGUCAAAAAUUCGAAUCGUUGCAAGAGAUGUCUUGGGGACAAACAAAACCACACAACGUGCAACAAGAAAUGCCACUAUUGUGAUUCGCGAAAUCACCAUUCGUCACUGUGCCCAAAACCAGAAAACCAAUUCACAUCAUAA